AAAGUUAUUAUCUUUGCUAGUAGUGGAACCUAAACUGACGUCAACUAUAAAUGAUUAAUUAUGUUCAUUGAAAACGUAACAACCGUUAUAUUUUCAUUAGGCUAUUUGGAUUACUGUACAGACCUACUUUCAGUAGGCGGUGUCAAAACCUGAAAACAUGAGGAUAUAUCCUGCUAUUUAUUCAUAGUUUAAACCAAGGAAUUGUUUUAUUCAUUAGAGUACGAAUUUAUAAUGCAGGAACUAUAGCAUUAUGCGUGCUAUUAAAAACUUUCGUUUGAUUUCAUGGAGUACUUCCUCAAGCUCUACUUAGUAACAUUAUAGCCGAGGGGGACACAAACCAAGAGCGAGAAACAAUAACCUGAUCCAACUUGAUAGCUUACGACGGAUGCACCACUAAACACAAAAUGAACAUGUCAAUAGUUACUGAGAAUGCAAAUGAAACCAGUCUAGUUUUUCAAGCUGGGACUGUGACUGGUACAGGAGACUGGUUAUUAAAUGUUACAACAACAGUAGACCCCGACAAACAUUUGGAAAUAGCUAAGCAUUUAACAGCAGACGACAAAAGUACUACAACAUUAUCAAACAUAGUAAAACAAAUUGUGUUACAGUCUACAACAGAAAUUGCUCAAAAUCUACAAGAUCUUACUACAAGAACAUUCGCUUUGGAGAAUUAUUCUCAACCGGAAGUGACGAUUAGAAAACCGGAAGUCUUAUCCGAAAGUGAUAGUUUUGGAACAGCAGAGAAAGUUGUGGUUGGUGCAGCUGUUAUUGUAGCGUGUUUAGCUUUGACUGGAAUAUUACUAAGACUUUUAGGGCCUUACUUUCGAUCUAAAAGUGCAAGUAAAGAUAACGAAGAGGAGAAAAUAAACCCACCUGAUUUAUUUAUAUCAAAAUUAAGUUACACCAACCUCGGUGCAGACAUUGAAUCACAGUCAAGCGGAACCGGAAACUCAUCAAGUCAAGAUUGCUCACAGUCCACCGGAAGUAGUCCCGUGACAGACUGGUCUGAAUUAUCUAAAAGUUCAACCGGAAGUCGAUCUUCUUCCGAGGACUCCGAAGAAAACAUGUCGGGAAAACAUAAAACAAACGUUAAAAAGUCUGGCAAAAUGCGUGGAGGGCAUUCGUCUACAUCUCUAUCUACCACAUGUAGCAUUGAGGACAGAAAUUCUGCAAAAGGUUCACCAGCUUUACGUAAGAAGCUCACAGAUGAACAAAUGUCAAUAAUAUCUACACAAUCGUUAGAACCUCUAAGAAUGGAGCAGCAAUAUAGAGACCGUUGGGACGACCAGUUUGAUCCCUGUGGCUCCCUACCAAGAGGAAAUCUCAGUUAUCACAGUCAUCCGUCGGAAAGCCGACUGAGUGUCAGUUCCAUGAGUUCCGGCGGUUCAUAUCCGACAUUCCCCAUACCAUCCAAAGAACUCGUACGACAAAUUCACAUGGACAAAGAGAGGAGAUAUCCAUCAAAUGCGCCGGCGGUAAAGAAGGAGAAACAUGUGCGGCUAUCACCACCUUACCGAUAAGCCACUGGCUGUACAUAAUCUGUGAAAUGCAUAAUAUUUUUCAUGCAUAAUUGACAGGCUGAAUGCUGUGCAUAUUCGUGAGUCAUGACAGCAGUAUAUGAACCCAAACUUUGAAGGUCAGACAAAAAGGAUAGAAACGAUCUUUUUUAUGCUUUAAAUAGCAUACAUAAAAAACCUAAGUGCAAUGUUUGUACAGUAUCAAUGAUUUUUUCUCUUACAUAUGUCGUUACAUGUUACAUUUUUAACUUUUUAUAAUUUAAUAAGAAAGUGACUACAAUUCCAGUUGUGUUUACUGUAAAAGCAGAAAUUUUCGCGAGGGUUUAACUUUCGCUAAAUUCGGGAAGCCCUACAUCUUCCGAAAAUUAAUACGCGUGUACAUAUUCACAUUUAGUAUAAUUCAAAUUCAAAUAUGAUACCAUUUUUACAAGUUCGCGAAUAUUUAACCUCGUGAACAUACUCAAAAUUUCAAAUUCGCGAAAUUUUGACCCUGCGAAAAUAUGUGCUUUUCCGCAAACCACAAAUUCAGACUUCAUAAACAAAAUAUAACAACAGUCUGCCAGUCUACACAAUGAGCGGUUCUCAUUUCUUCUGACAAAAAUUCGAAAAGAAGAGGACUUUGUAUUUGUGCAUAGAAGUGAGUCUUAUAUACCGUUUGUGUUCUCGUGUUCGUAAUUUGAAAAAAAUAUUGAUUGUCGUAUUAAACAAAUGUUAAAGAUUUUAAAGUAUUUCAUACAUCAUCAUUUAUGAGUAUAACACGGAGUUGUUUUCGAAAUUUCGAUUUUAGGAAGGGAACAAGGUGUUCAGAAAGUAAUUCUUGCAUAAAACCUUUGUUUUUUGCCGAUUUUGGGCAUGCACAAACAGGGAAAAAAACGUGUACAAACAAGGAGAUUCUCGUGAGCACGCGCUGUUGGUGAACGUUUUGAAUAUGCUGUUGUGGGUCCAACGUAAGCAAAUUAUGGAUCCCGAAUCAAUUUUGGCCGAAGUCGAAAGGUCCGAGAUUUAUGAAAUCUUUUCAUCUGCAUAUUUAUUAAAAAUAUCAUUUUUCAACCUAACUUUACUUUAACUUGUAAUAAGCGCUACCUCUCUUGAUACGCGACUGAAUUGACAUUCCUUAUUAUUGUAUUAUUACGCGUAUUAGACUCAAAGUAAGUUUACACGCCGCGAUUUAAUCCCUGAAAAUGAUAGGCAAACAACAAUUUACAAAAAUACCAUUUCGUUUUCCAAAUUAAUUUGAGUCGAGAAAGUUGACAUGCUAACUUUAAAUCUUACACUAAAACUUUUUAAAAUGUUUGUGUCUACUUUACACAUCUAUGCAGUCUACUGAUGCAGUGAUGGUGUGUAAUGUAAAGCAUAAACAUGACGAAGCGUAAAGUUUGAAGGAUUUUUCCACAGUUAAUGAACAUUUGAUGAACAGAAGGUAUUUAUUAUGUAUUUUUCAAUUUAUUUGUAGAUCUCACCAACCAUGUUUGAGUUUAUAAAUCUAAUCUAAGUUGAUUAUAUCGAUGUUGGAAAAAUUCAAAUUUUUGUGUUUAUGAAAAUUUAUCAAACUUUGAUCGCGAUGGGGUGGGGUGCAAAGCAAAAUUUUCUAGAUGCCGUGUAGGGUUAUGAAUAUGCCCUUUUCUCAUAAUUCCGAGCCUCUAAAGCUAAAGUUCCUACCGAUAUAUCGGAAAAAGGGGAAGUCAUGCUUAUUUUACAUAUAUUUAAUAUUAAAGAAAUUACCACAACAAGAAUGUCCGUUCGACAUGUAUAAAAUACGCACUGUUUCUGUAUGCCCUGGAAAUGCAUAAAUAAAACAUGUGUCCAAAACAACCUGAAACGGUCGACUUCGAUCGGCUAAUGUCAGCUGGAUAGUCUUGUUUUUUCGAUAUUUCCAGCACUUAAGUUGUGUUUUAUGCAAGAAUAGCGAUAACACAUGUUUGUUUCGUGAAACAACAUCUGCAGAAUCCCUCGGGCUAUGUUGGUGCACGAGCCCGUAGGGCUCGUGCACCAACCAAUCCCUUGGGAUUCUGCAGAUGUUGU
Molecule: messenger RNA, 3539 nt
Organism: Mercenaria mercenaria
Lineage: Eukaryota; Metazoa; Mollusca; Bivalvia; Venerida; Veneridae
Exons: 8
Coding region: 405-1520 (371 amino acids)
Source: RefSeq, a predicted model, not a curated record